Molecule: messenger RNA, 2947 nt
Organism: Spodoptera litura
Lineage: Eukaryota; Metazoa; Arthropoda; Insecta; Lepidoptera; Noctuidae
Source: RefSeq, a predicted model, not a curated record
ACUUAUUCUAAGGACUCUUUGAUUUUUCUGACAGAAGAAUUUGUCUAAUCUAAUUUGAAAAGAUUUAGAGAGAUUAUUUUGAGUGUAAAGAACUUUAAUUGAUGUUGAAUGCCGAAUAAGUGUGGACUAUUUACAAUUGAAUACCUACCAAUAAAGAUACAAUAACAAAAAAGUGACGAGAACACAACAAAGAAAUUUUACGUACCGCGCAUAGCCCGUGAAAAUGGCUUUCGUGGUAUGGGUCCAGUAGGAUGUUUCCUAUCGACAUAUUACAGGAAUCACCUAAAACAGACUCUAUAGAGAACCAAACACUACCAAGCGUACCCAGAGACGAAGAAAAAGCCAGCAAAAAUCAAACGUCACAAAUCAUGGAUAAAUCUGACCACGGAGGUUACUCUAAAGAUAAAGAUCGUAAUGCACCGAAAUCGCUUCAACAACACUCAAGUAGACACCACUAUCAAAGAAAAGCGUACUCAGUUCCUAAAUUUAGUCAUCAUAAAAUGUUCGGAACUACCAGGGCUAUGAGUUACAAUGUGAUGGAUCAGAAAACUAGUUCACUUCAACUCCGAAGAUCAAUAAAUCCAUUAGAGUCGAUGAAUAGUGAAUUUUCUGCCUAUAAAGCGAAGAUAACUAACACUUCUUCAUCCAAGAUGUAUGAAAAACUAAGCUCGCCGAAGACGAGCAGAAGAGAGUUGAAUAUGUGUUCAGAAGAAUUCAUAAUUCUACCAAAACUGCAACCGAAUGAAGCAGAGUUUCUUAGACUCGUAUCGGAAGACAAUGUCGAUGGUGCCAAAGAAAUUUUAAAUGGCGAUCCGUGCCUGAAUGUGAACUGUACAAACUAUCAGGGUAUGUCAGCGCUCCAAAUGGCUGUACAAAACAGAUCUCCAGCAAUGGUUAAGUUUCUCUUGGGGCUUCCAAAUGUGGAAAUAAGUGACAGUGUGUUACAAGCCAUCCGAUCCAACAAUAUUAAGAUAUUGGUUUGUUUGUUGGAGGCUCAGCAGAAGAUUUCGCCAGGAUUAGAGUGUGCGGGGGCGACGCAUUCGGCAGACUUCCCCGCGCACGUGACGCCUCUCAUCCUCGCUGCUCAGCUGGGACAUUACGAGAUUGUCUCACUGCUCAUCGAAAGAGGACACGCAAUCAAUCGUCCCCAUAAACUUAACUGCUGUUGCAGUUGUUGUAGAACUUGCUGCUUGAAUGAUGAUCCACUGUACGAGAGCAGUGUUCGUCUGUCUAUAUACCGAGCGAUUGCGUCUCCUGCAUACAUGGUGCACAUGUGCGCCGACCCUAUUCUCGCCUCGUUUAGACUCGCUGCAGAAUUGGCAGACAAUGCUGCAGCUCACAGGCAACUCGCUGCAGCCUACCUGCAAGUCGCUGAUGACGUCAGCACCUUCGCUGUUGACCUCAUAGGAUGUUGUCGUACAUCAGAAGAAGUGGAAUUUGUGUUAAAGCAAACGACAGGUUGUCUCGGACGUCGCCAUUUUGUGUUGCCGAGGCUGCUUAUGGCUGUCGACUAUAAGCAGAAGGAAUUUGUCGCACAUCCCAAUACACAACAGGUGCUGGAGUCAUACUGGCUCGGCGACUGGCAUUCAUGGAGAAGCAAACCUCUGUUAGUAAAGGCGGUACUCGUUUUAGGCCGAGUAUUCAUUACACCAUUUAUUCUUCUUGUGUGCAUGGUAGCGCCUCGUCAUCGCCUCGUAUCUCACUGGCAGAUACCGUUGAACAAACUGAUUACUCACGUCGCCGCAUAUUUCGUUUUCCUUGCUCUAGUCUUCUAUAUUUCUAAUCAAGAUAAAUACAGUCAGAAACGAGGACCUCCAAACACAGAUCGCAAAUAUUGGAACCAGCACGACCCAACUUUAUUAGCCGAGGGCACGUUUUGCUUGGCGACUAUAAUCGCUUUCUUCCGACUUAUGUUCCUGUGCCAGUUGAACUACCAUCUAGGGCCAUUGCAGGUAUCGUUAGGGAAAAUGACUAUUGAUAUUUACAAGUAUAUCAUAAUAUUUGCAAUAAUAAUCAGCGCGUUUACUGCCGGCCUGGCGCGGUUCUACCAGUAUUACGAUGGUAUGGUUUAUGAAGACGAGUUCGGCAUGAAGACAGUACAGGUGGCCUCAUUCACGAGUUUGACAGACACCCUAAACACGUUGUUCUGGGCUCUAUUUUGUAUGGCGCCCUUGGAAAGUGCUGACGUGGUGCUGGAGAACACCCGGGAUCCAAGGAGUUUGGACAAGUUGCAUGAGAAUAGACACGGGUACACUGAACGUAUCGGAUACUUUUGUUUUGGAUGUUUCGAAGUAAUAUCCGUAAUAGUGGUACUGAACAUGCUCAUUGCUACUAUGUCCAACACUUUUCAAAGAGUUACCGACAACGUCGAUAUAGAGUGGACUUUCGGCAAAACUGAGGUGUACAUAGACUACAUGCUGCAAACAACGCUACCGUCACCAUUUAACUUGAUCCCCACAGCGUCUGGUGUGGGCAACGUAAUGGAAUGGUUUCGUGCUAGAUUUAAUCGACCGCCAGGGGCCUAUGCCCGAUGGUCACCUUCUUAUUGCUGUUAUAUUGAGCGUGAUGUGGAAGCAAAUGUUCAGAAAGAGUAUCCGGCGCUGAUGUCUGUUCUGGUGCAGCGAUACUUUAGAGAUAAAGACAGCUCGAUGAUAACCGCUCAUAGAGUUGAGUGUGAAGUGGCCGCUUUGCGCAGGAAUAUUGCCUGCAUCAAAAUUCCACGGAAUCUUUGCACGUCUUAUAGGCCUGAAUCUUAAGCGUCCACACUCAGAACUAAUUUACCUUCGUUGGUGCAAUGGAUUUGGCAUUGACGCCAAAAACUAAGAAUUAUAAAUACUCGUUGCUAGCAUUCGAGUAUCGAGAGGAUUAAGGCUUCUGUAUCAGGGUUGUCACAUUGAUGUUUUCGGUUAUAAGGCUUUAUCUUUUUACAAUAAAAAUAUUCGCAAUU